Messenger RNA from Camellia sinensis, 1193 nucleotides. RefSeq names its product AP2/ERF and B3 domain-containing transcription factor RAV1. Gene Ontology annotation, biological process: regulation of DNA-templated transcription. NCBI's taxonomy places the organism in Eukaryota, Viridiplantae, Streptophyta, Magnoliopsida, Ericales, Theaceae. Gene Ontology annotation, molecular function: DNA-binding transcription factor activity; DNA binding. The record is from RefSeq and is a predicted model, not a curated record.
CUAUAUAUAUUCAACCUGCUAUCAAACCCAAUUCAUAGUCCUCCUCUCUCUCUCCUUCACUGACUUUUCUCUCUCUCUCUCUCUCUCUCAUACACCAACAAAAUGGAUGGUAGUUGCAUAGAUGAGAGCACAACAAGUGACUCUCUAUCAAUCACACUGGCAUCAGCAUCAACAUCGAUUCUACUGGCGACGAAGACAAAGGCUUCGUCACCAAAGAGUCUGUGCCGUGUCGGUAGCGGGACGAGCGCGAUCCUCGACUCUUUGGAAGGCGGGGCCGAGGCAGAGUCCCGGAAGCUUCCGUCGUCGAGGUUCAAAGGCGUCGUCCCGCAACCCAACGGCCGGUGGGGCGCCCAGAUUUACGAGAAGCACCAGCGAGUUUGGCUGGGAACUUUCAACGAAGAAGACGAAGCCGCAAGGGCUUACGACAUCGCGGCCCAACGCUUUCGAGGCCGCGAUGCCGUAACAAACUUCAAACCGCUGUCGGAAAACGAAGAGCAAGACGAAUUAGAGAGCUUGUUCUUGAAUUCCCACUCGAAAUCCGAGAUCGUUGACAUGCUCCGAAAACACACGUACAACGAUGAGCUCGAGCAGAGCCGAAAAAACUACAUCGGCGGCUUCAUAAACAACAAUGGUAACAAAAAAGCGUGUUGUAAUGAAAAGUCCACUACUAAUUAUAAAAACAACGUCAAAGCAACUGAACAGCUGUUUGAAAAAGCCGUCACGCCUAGUGACGUGGGGAAGCUAAACAGGCUGGUGAUACCGAAACAACACGCCGAGAAGCACUUUCCUCUGCAGAGCGAAACCACUUCGAAAGGCGUGUUGUUGAAUUUCAAGGAUGUCGCCGGGAAAGUGUGGCGCUUUCGAUACUCGUAUUGGAAUAGUAGCCAGAGCUAUGUGCUGACCAAAGGGUGGAGCCGGUUCGUGAAAGAGAAGAGCUUGAAAGCCGGUGACAUUGUCAGCUUUUACCGGUCCACCGGUUCGGAUAACCAGCUUUUCAUCGACUGGAAGCCCAGGAACGGGUCGAACCCGGUUGUUCAGCCGGUUCAGAUGGUUAGGUUGUUUGGGGUUAAUAUAUUUAAGGUACCAAUUAGUGGUGGUCUUGAUAGUAAUUGUGGAGGGAAGAGGAUGAGAGAGAUGGAGUUGUUGGCAUUGGAGUGUAGUAAGAAAGUAAGGGUAAUUGGAGCUUUGUAACA